AUUCACCUUCCUUCUCUUCUUCUCUCCUUUCUCCCUCACUCACGGCCGACCACGAACACCACCACCACCAGGCCGCCUGCCUUUUUCCCUCUACCGUGACCAGCCACCACAGCAAGGCAGCCCCUCUUUCUCCCCACCAAAAAUCUCUCUUCCCUCCCCGUUAUCGUUCCCAAAAAUGGCUCGUAACAAGGUGCCCACUUCAUAAGAGGAAGGUAAAACCUUAGUUGGGUGAUUUUUAUAACUUUUGGUCAUGCAGUGACGCUUGCAGUCUUGAUUUAUAGAUAUUAGGUGAGUAGUGAGAAAAAAUGACCACUGCAGCAAGACCUACUUGGGCACCUGCGAAGGGUGGAAAUGAGCAAGGUGGUACAAGAAUUUUUGGCCCAUCUCAAAAGUAUUCUUCAAGGGAUCUUGCAGCGCAUACUAAUUUAAAACCCAGAAAGGAUGGACAAGACACUCAGGAGGAGCUUCAGAAGAGGAACCUUCGUGAUGAACUUGAACAGCGUGAGCGAAGACAUUUUUCUUCCAAAGACAAAUCAUAUGGUGAGGAUAGAGAUCGUAGAAAGGGAAGCCAUCUUCUUCUGGAAGGAUCAAGGAGGGAAGCUGAAGACCGCAUUAUUCCUAAAAGUGUGGAUGCUGAUGAUUCUGAUGUUGAUGUAAAAAGUGAUGAUGAAAGUGAUGAGGACGAUGACGAUGAUGAGGAGGAUGACACAGAAGCUCUUCUGGCAGAGCUUGAACAAAUAAAGAAGGAAAGGGCCGAGGAGAAGUUACGAAUGGAACGACAGCAACAAGAGGAAGAAUUGAAAGUCAAAGAAGCAGAACUAAUGAGGGGAAACCCUUUACUUAAUAUCAACGGUCCAACCAAUUUCAAUGUAAAACGAAGGUGGGAUGAUGAUGUUGUAUUCAAGAAUCAAGCUCGUGGUGAGACGAAAACAGCUAAACGCUUCAUCAAUGAUACCAUCAGGAAUGAUUUCCACAGGAAAUUUCUACACAAGUACAUGAAGUAAACUGUUUUUAUUUCCAUUUGAUGUAACAACUGAUUUUCCUGUAUCCAUGAGUAUGUCCUUAAAAACUAAAUUUCUUGAUCAUGUUCGUUCGAUUGUGAAGCUCUGUUUUUGAAUGCGCUGUAAUGUUUGUGUCAAAAUUACUUCACCUUUGAUGUCAUGAUUUUAGAUUUAUGUGUACUCAAAUCUUGUUAUCAUUUCUUCCUAAGAUCUUCAAGACAUUGUUCGUUAAAUUGACAUAUUGUAAAAUGAGGUUUUGUUAACUCUA
This is a messenger RNA of Amaranthus tricolor (Joseph's coat), 1269 nucleotides long. RefSeq lists its product as uncharacterized. Gene Ontology annotation, molecular function: RNA binding. The coding region runs from base 306 to 1004 and encodes 232 amino acids. Gene Ontology annotation, biological process: mRNA cis splicing, via spliceosome. The transcript has 8 exons. Lineage: Eukaryota; Viridiplantae; Streptophyta; Magnoliopsida; Caryophyllales; Amaranthaceae. Gene Ontology annotation, cellular component: catalytic step 2 spliceosome. The record is from RefSeq and is a predicted model, not a curated record.